UUGGGCACCGGUCUGCAGUUGGUAACACUGAUCCAGACGUACGGUGUCACUCGCGUGAGUGUGAGUGUCAUUACUUUCUCAAGUGUGGGAGAUAAGCGUUUAGUUUUUCGUAAAAGAAAAUGGUAUCUUUAUUUUUCUCGCAGCCAAUGACACCUGCCAUAACUGGAGUAGAAGAGCAGGAAAAACUACUUGAGGAUGCAAUUGGUGUGGUCAGAAUGCAGGCCUUCCAAAUGAAACAUUGUUUAGACAAAUCUAAACUGAUGGAUGCAUUAAAACAUGCUUCUACAAUGUUAGGUGAACUCAGGACUUCCCUUUUGAGUCCAAAGAGUUACUAUGAAUUAUAUAUGGUUAUUACGGAUGAAUUAAGGCACUUGGAACUUUAUUUAUUAGAUGAAUUCCAAAAAGGAAGAAAAGUUACAGAUUUAUAUGAACUAGUACAAUAUGUUGGCAAUAUUGUGCCUAGACUAUAUCUGCUUAUCACAGUUGGAUUAGUGUAUGUUAAAACAGCCCCUGGAUUAAAAAGAGAUCUGUUAAGAGAUUUAGUAGAAAUGUGUAGGGGUGUUCAACAUCCCUUAAGAGGUCUUUUUUUAAGGAAUUAUUUAUUGCAAUGUACUCGUAAUAUUUUGCCGGAUGUUGAAGGGGAUGAUGAGGAUGGAAGUGUUCGCGACAGUGUAGAUUUCGUGUUGAUGAAUUUCGCCGAAAUGAAUAAGUUGUGGGUACGCAUGCAACAUCAAGGACAUAGUAGGGAUAGAGAAAGACGGGAACGAGAAAGAGAAGAACUUAGAAUUUUAGUAGGAACUAAUCUUGUACGACUUAGUCAGUUGGAGUCAGUAACUUUAGACAAAUAUAAAAAGCUUGUUUUACCAGGAAUUCUGGAACAAGUAGUCAGUUGUAGAGAUGCAAUUGCCCAGGAAUAUCUUAUGGAGUGUAUAAUUCAAGUUUUUCCCGACGAGUUUCAUUUACAAACGUUAAAUGCAUUUUUAAAAUCUUGCGCAGAGCUUCAAAAUGGCGUAAAUGUAAAAAAUAUAAUCAUUUCAUUGAUAGACCGUCUUGCAGCAUUUAGUCAAAGAUCAGAUGGUGUAGGGGGACCAGGGAGUCCCAAUCAAGUGCCAGGGAUUCCACAAGAUGUAAAGCUUUUUGAUGUAUUUAGCGAUCAAAUUGCGACUAUCAUACAGACUAGGCAAGAUAUGCCUCCAGAGGAUGUAGUUUCUCUUCAAGUAGCACUCAUUAACUUGGCACACAAAUGCUAUCCCGACAGAGUCGAUUAUGUGGAUAAAGUUUUGUUGACAACUGUUCAAAUAUUUCAGAAACAAAAUGUAGAUAAACUUGAGUAUAAUAGCGCUGUAUCGAGGGAGUUAGUAAGAUUAAUGAAAAUUCCAAUUGAUAACUAUAAGAAUAUAUUAACUGUUCUGAAACUGGAACACUUUGCUCCGCUAUUAGAUUAUUUCGACUAUGAGGGUAGAAAGUUGUUAGCUAUUUAUAUAAUAACGAACAUUUUGGAAAAUGAAACCUUAAUACCAACUCAAGAGCAAGUAGAUGCAGUGCUUUCUAUGGUGUCUCCGUUAGUGCAAGAUCAACCAGAUCAACCUAGUAUAGAAGAAGAUCCCGAAGAUUUCGCGGAAGAACAAGGCCUCCUUGGUAGACUAAUACAUCAUUUUAAGUCUGAGACAGCUGAUCAACAGUAUAUGAUAUUAAGUGCUGCUAGAAAACACUUCAGUGCUGGUGGAAAUAAGAGGAUAAAGUAUACUCUACCGCCAAUUGUGUUCCAAGCUUAUCAACUAGCUUUCACGUACAAAGGGUUAAAGGAUGAAGAUGAAAUGUGGCAGAAGAAAUGUCAAAAAAUUUUUCAAUUUUGUCACGCAACCAUUACUGCGCUAAUGAAGGCCGAAUUGGCCGAGUUACCGUUACGAUUAUUUCUUCAGGGUGCAAUAGCGAUAGGUGAAAUUCGUUUUGACAAUUUCGAAAUGGUUGCUUACGAAUUUAUGAGUCAAGCAUUUUCUAUAUACGAAGAUGAAAUAAGCGACUCUAAAGCUCAAUUGGCAGCUAUUACAUUGAUCAUUGCUACGUUCGAGCAAAUGAGUUGUUUCAGCGAAGAAAAUGCAGAACCAGUGCGUAAUCAGUGCGCUCUGUACGCUAGUAAAUUGUUAAGAAAACCAGAUCAGUGCAGGGGUGUUGCAACUUGUUCUCAUAUAUUUUGGUCUGGAAAGUCAUUGGCGACAGGCGGGAAAGAAAUGCAAGACGGAAAUAAAGUAUUAGAUUGUUUGAAAAAAGGUAUUAGGAUAGCAAGUCAGUGUAUGGACACAUCUGUUCAAGUACAACUUUAUGUUGAGCUACUAAAUCACUAUAUUUAUUUCUAUGAGGAAGGAAACACAGCAGUAACGGUUCAAAUUCUAAAUCAAGUAAUUGCAAAAAUUAGAGAAGAACUUCCGAAUUUGGAAGUUAGCGAAGAAACGGAACAAAUACAAAAGCAUUUGGCCAAUACAUUGGAACAUUUAAGAAACAGGAUGGAAUCCCCAGAAGCUGAUAGCCUUUCCUAUCAAGGGCUAGUUCUCUAAUACAAUUAGUACGAAUGAUGAUCUUGUAUAUAAGAAACUCCACCGAUUAUUUUAUACAAUAAUUAUAAAUAUUGAAAUUAAACGUUUGUUAGAUGCAUAUAUUAA
Colletes gigas is the source of this 2660-nucleotide messenger RNA. RefSeq names its product vacuolar protein sorting-associated protein 35 (gene Vps35). The coding region runs from base 120 to 2555 and encodes 811 amino acids. Gene Ontology annotation, biological process: retrograde transport, endosome to Golgi; intracellular protein transport. The transcript has 12 exons. The record is from RefSeq and is a predicted model, not a curated record. Lineage: Eukaryota; Metazoa; Arthropoda; Insecta; Hymenoptera; Colletidae. Gene Ontology annotation, cellular component: late endosome; retromer complex; retromer, cargo-selective complex.